AUGGCUCCAAUAGGUUCUCAUGUUUUGAUCGGUCUAACAAUGAUCCUUGUCAUCUCAGGAAAACUACUAGUUUCAGGGCAAGGAACGUGCCAAGGAGACAUCGAGGGUUUGAUGAGAGAAUGUGCGGUCUACGUCCAGCGUCCAGGCCCAAAGGUAAACCCAUCCGCAGGGUGUUGCAGAGUCGUUAAGAGAUCAGAUGUACAUUGCGCAUGUGGCCGUAUCACGCCUUCAGUCCAGAAAAUGAUAGACAUGGAUAAGGUUGUUCAUGUCACUGCCUUUUGUGGGAAGCCUCUCGCUCAUGGUACCAAGUGUGGAAGUUACGUUGUGCCAUGA
This is a messenger RNA of Microthlaspi erraticum, 333 nucleotides long. The record is from the annotation of a GenBank genome assembly. Lineage: Eukaryota; Viridiplantae; Streptophyta; Magnoliopsida; Brassicales; Brassicaceae.